AUGGGGUACAAGCUGCAGGACCUCACGGACGUCCAGAUCAUGGCUCGGCUGCAGGAAGAGAACAAACUCCGAAGGAGCAUGCCGAACUUGGCUCGAAUGCCAAGCACCCCCACCAUCAGCCCCACGGCUGGCUCUGCGAUCACCGUGAGGAACAGCCUCAGCUUUGAUUCCAAUUUGCAUGGCGCCGGUAAUGGGAUGUCAAGGAUACAGUCUUGCAUUCCUUCUCCGGGGCAGCUGCAGCACCGCGUCCACAGUGUGGGGCACUUCCCCAUUUCCGUCCGGCAGCCUCUCAAAGCCACGGCCUACGUGAGCCCGACCGUUCAGGGGAGCAGCAGCAGCAGCAGCAGCAGCAGCAGCAGCAGCAGCAUCCCCUUGUCCGGCAGCACCUUACAGCUCCACCUGAGCACGGGCAUCCCGGUGUCAAGCAAGGCCGCCAGCACGGGCAUCGCCGCUCGCAGUGGCCUCCCUCGGCCCUCCCUGGCUCUCGGUGGGAGCAGCAUUCCCAGGAGCAAAAUUGCACAGCCGAUCCGAAGUUUUCUCCAGCCACCGAAACCUCUUUCCUCGCUUAGUGCUCUGCGGGACGGCAACUGGAGAGACGGCUGCUAUUGA
Molecule: messenger RNA, 609 nt
Organism: Varanus komodoensis (Komodo dragon)
Lineage: Eukaryota; Metazoa; Chordata; Lepidosauria; Squamata; Varanidae
Gene: SLAIN1
Product: SLAIN motif family member 1
Exons: 4
Coding region: 1-609 (202 amino acids)
Biological process (GO): cytoplasmic microtubule organization; microtubule nucleation; positive regulation of microtubule polymerization
Cellular component (GO): microtubule plus-end
Source: RefSeq, a predicted model, not a curated record